Messenger RNA from Chilo suppressalis (striped riceborer), 2020 nucleotides. Lineage: Eukaryota; Metazoa; Arthropoda; Insecta; Lepidoptera; Crambidae. The record is from the annotation of a GenBank genome assembly.
GGGCAAUCGGAAUCCAACAUGACUUUCUUUAUCUAAUAAGCAAACGAAGUGCAUUUAUUUAUAGUUAAAUUAAUUAUUAAGAUUAUUCCAUACCGUGAUGAACAUUCGCCGCGACAACUGUGUUGUGAAACUAGUGGUCUAUUACUCGGUUAUCCAUGCUUUUGGUGUUAUGUUUUUGGGACUACAAUUUGACAUUUCCUCAUAACCUCAAACUGUAAUAGUAAAUAAAUAAGUUCAAAGUAAGAGUAACCAACAAAAUGAACGCGGAAGGUGUAAUGGUGUCAUACAACUACUCAGAAGACGAGGAAGACGCAAACAUACUGACGGUUUCAGCAUCAGGCAUAAAGUUCUCCAACCGCUGGGUCCUCACGCAUGGGUCCAUACUAUCGCCAUUGAAACAAGCCCGUAUAAUACAAAAUGCUAAAGGAAAACCUAUAUUGAGCGAGGAGUUCUACAACAAUCUACCAGAAAUAUAUGUGACUUGCGAGAAGACAAAGAAAAAUGAUGGGAAUUUGUAUGACGCGGUCGAGCAGCUGAGCAGAGAGAGGCAUGUGGACGGAGACGAUUUUGAACACAGCAGUUAUCAGAUCAGGGUUCUUACAGGCAGGAUAUGUCACGUAUGGCAGUGUCCAAUACUGGAUCGGUGCGUGGACGAUAUUCUGUACAGUUGGACCAUCGGCCAUCGCGACGGGGACGUUCAGGCGCAGACGCAGCUAGGGAAGGCGCUGCUGUCAGUAUUUGUGCUUGUCGACUUGGAGAGCGAUAACAGAGCACUUAAAACGUUGAGACCGCUAUCAGAGUUGCUGGACAUCGUACGACCACCACCACAGAGAGGGUCAACAAUCGAGAUUCAUUCCACACCUUUCGGUUGUGAGGCGUUUUUAAAUGCAGUCACUCGAGGCUCUAUAUGCGGUGUGGUGGGCAAGAAGCCUUCGUUACUGCUCGCUGACGCGGCAACAGCACUCGGCUCGGAAGGUGGGCCCGUGUUCACAGAAGGACCGACGAACGAACUAAUAGGUACAGUGGUAUGCAGCGUAUCAUGGUGGCGCGGGGAAUGGGUGGGGUUGACGUUGGCUGCGCCGCUGGUUUCUGUGUUAGCGGCCAAGCUUAGAGUCACGCCGCAGAGAGUGCCGAGACCUUUGACGUCAAACCCUAACAGCGACAUAUUAGAUCGCGUCGACAAAACGACAGUUCUGGUACGGUGUGGGUCAGCGUGGGGCGCGGGCGUGUGGCUGGGCGCCGGCCUGUUGCUGACCGCCGCGCACGUCGUGCGAAACUACACAGGCAGUAAAGUAUCCAUAUUCUGCGGUGGUGUGAAAGAGACAGCUAUAGUCCGCUACAAGACGACUGACGACCGCGCGUUUGACCUCGCCGUACUGUACACUAACCCCGAACAGUGGCGCCAUCUGAAACCAGCUGUAUUCGCUGAUCAACCGGCCGAGAAAGGUGAGUCAGUAUUAGCCGCUGGUUAUCCGUACUUCAACGAGAAGAACCUGGAAGACCUAAGGCCCACGGUGACUUCAGGACAUAUCAACACCGUCUCCCCUUCCAUGCUGCAGACCUCGUGCUGCAUACAAUCAGGGUUCAGUGGAGGGCCCAUUUUCCGACUCAACAAGAACUCAGUAGAAGUGCUGGGUAUCAUAGUGAGCAACACCAAAACUCAUUCGGGCGCGUGCUACCCGUACAUCAACAUGGCCGUGCCCGCGACGGCCUUCAAGGGAUUACUACACGAAUUCGCUCUAGAUAAAGAUACAACUAAACUCAAGGCAAUGGAAAACAAUAAGGACAUCGUACAGUCGCAGUGGCGACUAAUGCCGUAUAGAUCUAAGAUUUAAAGUCAUUUUAGCUGUAGUUAUAGAAAACAUAGAGUUAUAAGAAUAGAGUGGGUAAGGCGGCUCUAAAAGUGUCCGUCUAGUAGAAAGAGAAAGAAGAUGAGAGAUGGCUAGCCUUUCUCUCUUUAAUCGCGAAUGCGCAUUGGAUGAAAAACCUACGGAUGAAUACCGACCAAUCACACGACUGC